Messenger RNA from Sardina pilchardus (European sardine), 1805 nucleotides. It is a transcript of the gene krt222, whose product is annotated as keratin 222. The transcript has 10 exons. The record is from RefSeq and is a predicted model, not a curated record. Lineage: Eukaryota; Metazoa; Chordata; Actinopteri; Clupeiformes; Clupeidae. Gene Ontology annotation, molecular function: structural molecule activity. Bases 218 to 1804 code for a protein of 528 amino acids.
UGCAGAACACCAUCCGGUACAGCACCGUCCGAAAUGCCUCUAUGACCCAGACGGCUGACCGCAGGGACCCCAGGUGAGCCUGCGUCCAGUGUUGGGGACCACCCCCCCAGCGGCGCACGCCUUCGCUGACCAAACGAGUGGAGCUGCGGACCCACGUCGGCAACCGGACAGACACACGCACACACCCCUGCAGUCACACACACGGACCAGGGGCUUGAUGGAGCCUCCGCUGGAGCUGGAGGAGCCCCAGGGGGCCCUCAGGGGCCUGAACGAGCGGCUGGCCAGCUUCCUGGAGCACGUGCAGCGGCUGGAGACCACCAACCGCGACCUGGAGCAGCGCAUCCUGGACUGGGGGCGAGACCGCGUGCAGCCCCCGCCCGACUGGAGCGCACAGGAGGGGGUCAUGGAGGAGCUCAGGACUCAGGUGAGCCGUUUAAUGGCAGAAAAUGCCCAGCUGUGUUGGCAGACUGACUCCCUGAAAGCCAGAGCCUCCCACUUUGAGAAAAGGUAUGAGAUGGAGAAGUGGCAGACGGGUCGGUUGGUGCCGCAGGUGAUGGAAAUGAGGGAGACGCUGAGGGACCUGGAGAGAACAAACUCCCUCCUGGACGCAGAGAUUCACGAGAACACCGCCGUGCUUGAGCAGACACACAUGGACUAUGAGGAGUCUCUGGCGGAGCACAGGAAGCAGCGGCAGCAGCUGGUCCUCGUCUGCGACGACGUGCUAGCGCGGCAUCUGGCCAGUGAGGAUGGCAGAGAGAUGGAGCUCUCUCAGCUCCUCGACGGCAUCAGGGCGCAGUGCGCCCGCAUCGGCGGCCACCCGGGCCCGGACGCCAGCCCAACUCGAGUCCCAGGCUUCUCGCAGGCACCAGGAGGAGGCCUCUCCAGCAGUGCAGCAGCAGCAGCAGCAGCUCAUAUCAGAGGAGGAGCUGUCGCACAGAGGCAGGCUGAGGCAGCCUUGGCACAGGUGAGCCAGGGAGAGGUGGCUUUGAAGGAGGCCAGAGAAGAGUUGGCUGAAGCCAGGAGGCAAUGGCACAGUCUGCAAGUGGAAAUAGAGUCCAUGCAUGCACUGGAGAAGGGUCUAGAGAGCUCCCUGCGCCACACACAAAUGCACUACUCGGAGCAGCUGCAGGACCUGUCGCGGGUCGUCCGUGACUUGGAGGGCGAGCUGGGCGAGGUGAGGGACGGCCUGGCCAACCAGAGGGAGCGGCACGGCCAGCUGCUCAACACCAAGAUGAGGCUCGAGCGCGAGAUCAAGACCUACCGAAAGCUCCUGGACAGCGAGGAGGGCAGGUACUUGGCCCAUAACGGUCAGCUGGGAGGACUGAAGCCCUGGAAAGGUCCCGUGGUGGAGAUCCACCAGAACGGCGUGGAAUUCAGCCCCGAGGACGAGGAGGGGCCAAUCACAGAGCUCCACAUGACCGAGAUUGAUGGGUUCCGGAAGCAUCCGGCAAUACUCCGCAGGCAGCAGAGCUUAGUCAUACUGACAGAGCCAGAGAGGAACACGGACGUGAAGAUCGCCACGGUGAAGACGCAGGAGAUCCUGCAGGGCACGGUGGUGCGGGAGAGCGCCGAGGGCCACGGCACCGUCGAGACAGAGAAGAUUGACAAGGUGAUAAAGCAGUGGGAGGGCUCCUUCUUCCAGGGAAACCCCAAGCUGCGCAAGAAGUCUGUGUCCCUGCGCUUCGACCUGCACAUGGCCGUGACGGACGAGGGCUGCGCCCAGACCAAGCAGGACAGUCUGCCCGACGUGGAGGUGCGUCUGGUCAUGCGUCGCUCCCGCAGCAUCCCCACCAUCGCCCAGUGAG